UGGCCGGACGCCUCCCGACCUGAGGCGACCUCCUUUUCUCAGGCGCGACUCACAGAGCGCACACGCGAAGCUGUCGGGCGGCCGCCCAGCCCGGAGGCGACUUCUCUCUGAACUGCGGGCGGCGGGCGAGGCGGGAGCCGCUCUUCGCCUUCUCCUCCGGGCGGCUUUGUUCCCGGGUCAGCGAGGCAAGCGGGGACAGGGCGGCUCUUCGGAGGCGAGGAACCUCCUGUGCGCUUAAAGUCUUCCUAGCAUCCUCUGGUGUCACCCCUUUUCCCUGCAGCUACAACGGAAGGAACACAAGUGACAUCAUGACAGCAGAACUUUGCAAGAGUGCCCAAGCCUUUCCAGGUUGGAGCAGAAACAUGGCUGACCAAAGGGUAUAAUAAUGAAUAUCGCAACAGUUCAGUUCUUGGGCUGAGAUCUGAAUCAGAAGAAGAAGAAGAACCUCCACUCAUCUCCCCUCUUUGACGUGAUCAGCUAUUCUAAGGGAUCAGAAUGUAUACAGAAUCAUCAGCCCUGGAUUUGUGUGAAUGGUUAGAAUCUUGAAACCCGAGUCCUCAGAAGUAUUAAAUUGGGUGCUGCACCACCAUUCCCUGCUUAGGAGAUAAUGAAUUUGUAGCUUUGAUUGCAAAUCUUUCACUAAACCUGCAUAUCAUAAGCACUACCAUUUUCCUUGGCAGUUAAAAAUGGCUAAUGAACAUUAGAGGAAAUGAAUCCACUAACUAUCGACUUUAAUUGGAAGAAACUUGCCAUCUCUGGCUACCCCAGAAAUUCCAUAUACUCAAUACUGAACUGAUCUUGAACUCAUGGCUGCUUCUACAAUUGCAGGUUCUUUUUUAAGGUUUCCCUGGAAUCAAUUUAUUAUAUCCCAUGGAUAUGUGUCUUUCCCUGGACCAUGAGUAUAGUUCACUGCAAUGGAGAUCCAGGGAGCCACAGUAAUGCUAGGUGGAAUCAUGAAGAUAAUGGAGAGAACAAUGCUAAUGAAGUUUUGAACACAGAAACACACCCAGGCAAUCAACACCAACUGACCCCGUUUGAGAAACUUAUAUUAGAUAUGUCCCAGAGUGAAAAAAUAGUAAAAGAAUUAACUCUGGGAAAGAGGAUUGGGUUUUACAGUAUUAGAGGUAAAAUUGGAAGUGGGAACUUCUCCCAAGUGAAACUUGGAAUACACACUCUGACAAAAGAAAAAGUAGCCAUUAAGAUCCUGGAUAAAAGUAAAUUAGACUACAAUACCAAGAAGCUCCUCUCUUCUGAGAUUUCGAGCAUGGAGAAGCUGCACCAUCCAAACAUUAUCAGGCUUUAUGAGGUCAUGGAGACCUUCUCCAAACUGUACCUGGUCAUGGAGUAUGCUAAUGGAGGAGAGCUUUUUGCUAAAAUCAUCUUAGAUGGGAAGUUAUCGGAAGAAAAAAGCAAGCACGUUUUUGCUCAGAUUGUGUCGGCCGUUAAACACCUGCAUGAGAACAACAUAAUUCACCGGGACCUGAAAGCCGAAAACAUCUUUUACGCCAGUAACACGUGUGUGAAGGUGGGAGAUUUUGGAUUCAGCACAGUAAGUCAAAAAGAGGAACCCUUGAACACCUUCUGUGGUUCUCCUCCUUAUGCCGCCCCGGAACUUUUCAGAGAUGAAAAUUACAUUGGGGUUUAUGUGGAUAUCUGGGCCCUAGGAAUCCUCCUGUAUUUUAUGACCACAGGGUUCAUGCCAUUCCAAGCAGACACGGUGGCCAAGCUAAAAAAGUACAUUCUUGGUGGGAUAUAUAGUGUGCCACCAUUCCUGUCUGAACCUUGCCAGAGACUGAUUUGGGCGAUCCUACAACCAGUUCCAUCAGAACGCUGGUCCAUCGACAAAAUUAUGAACAGUGAAUGGAUGAAUGGUGUGCAGUAUCCCGAACCCUUGGAACCCUUUAAGUUGGAUCCCAGUUUUUUGUCAGAGGACAAAACUCUCCAGAAGGAAGAGGCUGAGGUAAAAAUCAUUUUGAACCAUUUGGGAAUCACAGAAAAGCACAUUCAGAAUAACCAUGGGACAGAUUACUACACCUCAGUAACUGGGACUUACAGAAUUGUUCUUCACCGAGUGCAGAAAAAACGGGCCAUGGAAAUUGUCCCUCUCGUCAGCCAACCUGAACUUAAGAAAGAAAGGUCAAAGAAAAAUCUGUGUCCCUAUCAGGGUCACAAAUAUUCAUCAAAACUCUGUUUGAUUUUAUAAAGCACCUUCCUCGAUUAGUCUGACACAACAUAUUUUUUUUUAGAAUUUUAUCCCACCUUUAUUACUUUAUAAGUAACUCAUGGCAGUGAAUAUGUGCAAUACUCCGUCUUUCCCCUACAACUCCUCUUUGAGGUGGGUUGGGCAAAGGGAGAAUGACUUUUUGGAGUCCUUUUGUUUGGUAGCAGUGAAGUCCUUGCCCUGAGCAUUUUUGUGAUUUUGAAAAAUUAAAAAGGAUGCCUUAAAGCUCCUAAUGUAUGGUUUCCAUUCCCAAAACGUAAUGCCAAAGCCUAUGCAUUCUGUGAUUUAAUUCUUUUUGUAGGCUAUUUUUAGACUUCAAAAUCUGUCUGAGGAGAAGAUAAAACUCCGUUUUUGGAGGAACACUGCUGCAUAGAAUUGUGUUGCAUUUGUUGGGAUAGAUGCAGGCAUCAGCUGGUUAAUGUCCUAAAUAAACACAACAUUUGCUCUCCUCCCACCACAUUUAUUAACGUAGGACGGUAAUUCUCAACUUUUCAUGUCUUAUCGCACUGCUAAGAAAACAAACCAGUCAUUUUAAAAAGCCACUUUUUCUGACAUGCCUAUUAUUUUAUUAGUAUCAUUGUUGACCAACUGCUAUAAUUGUAAAAUAAAUUGCUUUUUUUGUUCUCUUGACUUUAUUACUUUUAUAAGCAAUUCAUGGCAGCAAACAUAUCAUUCUCCUUCUACAACAAUCCUGCGAGGUGGCUUAGACUGAGACUGUCCCAGUCACCCAGCCAGCAACUUUCAGCUUACUACCUUAACUAUUACACCAAACUGUGUCUCAAAGAAGAGCCAGUUGGGAACUAACAUCCCAUUUGCCAUGAUGGGACAAGUCUUUCCUUAACAUCCAGAUAAUGAAUGGCAAGAGAAAUUGAAGCACUAUUCGGCAUAAAUCCUAACAAUAACAUUAAAAAUAGUCUUCAACUUACAACCUUCUGCUAAGUGACCAUUCAAAAUUACAAUGGCAAUAAGAAAAAUAAUUUAUGCUUGCUCUUUGCCCUUAUAAUUGCAGCAUCCUAACAGUUACAUGAUGAACAUUUGGGCAUUUGGCAGCCAGUAUGUAUUUAUGACACUGCAGCAUCCCUGGGUUAUGUGAUCUCCAUUUGUGACUUUCCCAGACUGCUUGACAAGCAAAGUCAAUAAGAGAAGCCAGAUUAGCUCAACAACCAUGUGAUUAACUUAACAACUGCAGUAAUUGUUGCAAAAAAAUGUCUCAAAUGAGUUUGCUUAGCAUUGGAAGUUUUGAUCCCAAGUGUCGUUAUGUCAAGGAUUACCUGUACACCAGGGGUGGGUUGCUAAUCCCGUU
Messenger RNA from Thamnophis elegans (Western terrestrial garter snake), 3524 nucleotides. RefSeq names its product NIM1 serine/threonine protein kinase (gene NIM1K). Gene Ontology annotation, molecular function: ATP binding; protein serine/threonine kinase activity; tau-protein kinase activity. The transcript has 4 exons. The coding region runs from base 896 to 2203 and encodes 435 amino acids. The record is from RefSeq and is a predicted model, not a curated record. Gene Ontology annotation, cellular component: cytoplasm. Gene Ontology annotation, biological process: protein phosphorylation; intracellular signal transduction; microtubule cytoskeleton organization. Lineage: Eukaryota; Metazoa; Chordata; Lepidosauria; Squamata; Natricidae.